Molecule: messenger RNA, 210 nt
Organism: Acytostelium subglobosum LB1
Lineage: Eukaryota; Evosea; Eumycetozoa; Acytosteliales; Acytosteliaceae
Exons: 1
Molecular function (GO): nucleic acid binding
Source: RefSeq, a predicted model, not a curated record
AUGCUUGAUUUGAUCAAUGUCAAGUUGGUGUUCUUGCCAACCUAUAGCCCUGAGCUCAACAUCAUCGAACUGUUGUUCGCGAUGAUGAAGAGAGAGUGCCGAGAUAAGAACAGAACUGCAUCCUUCCUCGACACAAUCAAAAACGCGUUCAACAAGUAUUCUAGCGAUCCUACUACAAUACUCAACUGGUGUCACAAGUGCUACAAUAGA